Molecule: messenger RNA, 585 nt
Organism: Anopheles coustani
Lineage: Eukaryota; Metazoa; Arthropoda; Insecta; Diptera; Culicidae
Gene: Cib2
Product: calcium and integrin-binding family member 2
Exons: 3
Coding region: 16-585 (189 amino acids)
Molecular function (GO): calcium ion binding
Source: RefSeq, a predicted model, not a curated record
UUCGUUAUCGUGCUGAUGGGGAACAAAAUCGUCACUUUUACCGACCAGCAGCUGGAAGACUACCAGGAUUGUACGUUUUUCACGCGCAAGGAAAUCCUGCGGGUGCACCAGCGUUUCCACGAGGCAAGUCCGGAUCUGGUGCCUUUGGUCAUGGCCGAAGGGCAGGCGUCCACGUUGCAGGUGCCCCGGGAACGCAUCGAGAAGCUGCCUGAGCUGGUCGAGAAUCCCUUCAAGGGAAGGAUGUGCGAGGCGUUUUCGCGCGAUGGUGACGGCAAUCUUACGUUCGAGGACUUUCUCGAUCUGCUGUCGGUAUUUAGCGAGCAAGCUCCAAGGGACAUUAAGGUGUACUACGCGUUUAAAAUCUAUGACUACGAUCGUGACGGGUUCAUUGGACAAUCGGAUCUGCUGAACGUCAUAACGGCGCUAACUCGCAACGAGCUAACGGCAGAGGAACAUCAGCAGAUUGCGGAGAAAGUGAUCGAGGAAGCGGACGUGGAUGGGGAUGGUAAGCUUUCCUAUCUGGAGUUUGAACACGUGAUUACGCGGGCACCAGAUUUCCUCUCCACGUUCCAUAUUCGAAUCUAA